Chelonia mydas (Green sea turtle) is the source of this 5016-nucleotide messenger RNA. It is a transcript of the gene OSBPL9, whose product is annotated as oxysterol binding protein like 9. NCBI's taxonomy places the organism in Eukaryota, Metazoa, Chordata, Testudines, Cheloniidae. Gene Ontology annotation, cellular component: membrane; cytosol; intracellular membrane-bounded organelle. The record is from RefSeq and is a predicted model, not a curated record. Gene Ontology annotation, molecular function: sterol binding. Bases 2466 to 4373 code for a protein of 635 amino acids. The transcript has 21 exons.
UAACAAAUUUAUUUGAGCAUAAGCUUUUGUGAGCUACAGCUCACUUCAUUGGAUGCAUUCAGUGGAAAAUACAGUGGGAAGAUUUAUAUACACAGAGAACAUGAAACAAUGGGUGUUACCAUAGAUUUUUUUUUUCUCCCCCGUUACCAAAUUUAGCCAUCGUUUUGUUGGCAGACUUCUUGUAAGCGUCAGAAGUAGUGGAUAUUGAGAUCUGACUCUGAUUAAACUACACUCCUGUUCAAAGUGCCCUUCAAAUUAAAAUUAUAUAGAUAAGUAAAAAGAAAAGGAGUACUAGUGGCAGCUUAGAGACUAAUCAAUUUAUUUGAGCAUAAGCUUUUGUAAGAAAAUGAUAAAUCAUUAUAUUAAACAUUAGUUAGUGAUAAAUCAUUAUAUUAAACAUUUUAACAAGGAAGAUGUGUGUAUAUAAUAUUUAUUUGACUGUCAGGAAAUAAGGUGCAAUGUAAUAUUUCCCCUCUUUCCCACCCCAGUGCAAGUAUUGAAAGUGAUACCUGUUUGGACCUGUGGUCUGUUUUCAGCAGUCAUCUUCUCAAAAAGCUUCUUUCCAAUUUUAAAAUGCCAUAAAACAUUGUUAAAGACUGCCCAGCGUAACAUCAAUUUAGACUUCUUGAUCAAAGAACUUCAGUGUUGUCAGCUCCAUCUUUUAGCUUGAGUUGUUGAGCAGAUAUCAAGGUGAUAUGGAAAUAAUGUAUACACCUUGCCUUUUUAAUCUUUUUCUCUUCAGAUAUAAUCUUUUUUCCUUUGAGUCUGGGAGAACUUGUUCCUUGCCAGUGUAUUGGAAGUAGUUCUCUAAACUACCCUCAAACAUCUUGGUAUUGGCACAGGUAACAGCUGUGGGAUUGCAUAUGAAUCCUGUAGGAUUGAAUCCUUAGAUUUCAAAUACUGAUUACAGCUGAGACUUUCAUUGGAGUCUAAUGGAGUUAGGCAAAUUCAUUGGGAGUUGAGAUGUGUCUAAUUCCCUUUGACUUCACUGAAAAGCCCAUCUUAAAUAUUUUUGCUACCAUACUACCUCUGAGUCUAACCUUUAAGAAGUUAGCAUUUUAUUUCAACUGAAAACCACAAUGAGGGCUGCUGCUUUAAAAGGACUACUAGUUUUGACUGGUACCUGUAUAAGUCAGUGAAGAAGAGAUUUUCUAAAGCUUUUGUUUAGACUAGGAUUUAAAGGUUUGUUAGAUCAUAUUAGCAAGCUUGUUCUAAGGAACACCUCCUAAAACUGGUCAAGACAAGGCAUGCUGUAUUUUAUCAAGCACUUCAACUGCACCAGUUUAGCAUUUGCUAAAGUAAAGUUGGCCUUUUCUUGACCAGAAUUUCAAGCGGUGUGUUUAAAUUUGAUCAAAGUAGCUACCAGAUCUAACAAACCUUUAUAUUUUAAUCUAGCCAAAGCUCAUAUUUGUUAUUGUGGCAAAGCCCUGAGGUAUCGCUAGUGAGUUGGGGGCUGUCCAUACAUUCUAUAACACAUUUUGGGAUGAUUUUUCAAGACCUACCUACUCCCUUGCUUAUGUUACGUGCACAAUUCAGGGUCUCUCUCCUCCCCCCACCCCCCAUUUACCUCAUGUAUGGACAGUUAUAUAGUCGUUUUCUUAAGAAUUUGGGGGAUGUGUGGGGGGCUCUCUUGGUUUCUGAGCCGUGGUUGCCCCUGAGCAUUCCGAUGCCGCCGCCCCCAUUGGCGAGGACAGGGAGCGGGGACAGCAGCCGCAAUCUGAACGGGAAACAGCCGGAGAGCCGGUAGCUAAGCAGCAGGCCGGGGGCGAGAGGAGGCCUCGGCCGCGUGGGCCCGUUGUGGGCAGACCAGGCCGGACUCCUGUCGGCACGGUGCGCGGCAAGCCAGGGCUGCAGUGGAAGGCCACGCAGAUGGCCCUUCUCGCUGUUACCCGGGCGUCACGGGUCGCGCGUGCGGCUUUACAGCCAAAGCGAGCCCCGCCCGCCCCACGAUGCGCUGGAGUCAGGCCGCCCUUGUGUCACCGCGUCACGGGGCUUCGCAGAACAGAGGGGGCGGCGCGGGGCGGAUUGCACUCGCUCAGGCAGCGGCUCGCGCAGCCCAGUCACUGGCCGCCGCCGGGGAACACGCGCCUGACCUCCGCCUUGAGCCUUCUCAGCCGCAGCCCCCGCGGAUUCAGUCCGACUUGGCCGCCGGCCGCUGCCCGCACAAUCGCAGCGGGAGCCUGGAGGGAGCCGGAUGUCACCUCACCUCUUGGGGGAGGGGCUCCGCGGGGAGGGGGUGAGCGGCCAUCUCCGCCCUCCUCCCCCCCCCAACCGCCGCUCCCUCGGGGGUGGGGGAAGGCGUCUGACCCACAGCCAAUCGGGAGCUGGCGUGGUUCUGAGGAGAACGCCGAGCAGCGGGUCGCGGCGCCCGGGUCCUGGGGGGGCUGCUCCCCAUCCGGCUCCCAGCGGCAGGCGGCGCUGCCGGGGGCCCAGCCGAAAAGCGACCUCCCCUGCCCGCGGGGAGAAUGGCUGGUGGUGUGGAUUCAGGAUUUGUUCCCAGUGUUCAGGAUUUUGAUAAGAAACUUACAGAGGCUGAUGCUUAUUUACAGAUCUUGAUAGACCAAUUGAAGCUAUUUGAUGAGAAGCUUCAGCACUGCAUAGAUGAUGAACAGAGAAAAAAAAUCGAAAAUCUCAAAGAAACAACCAAUAGUAUGGUAGAAUCAAUAAAACACUGCAUUGUGUUGCUGCAGAUUGCUAAAGACCAAAGUAAUGAGGAGAAGCACGCAGAUGGACUUAUAAGUACUAUUAACCCGGUUGAUGCAGUAUAUCAGCCUAGUCCUUUGGAACCUACAGUGAUCACUACAAUGCCCACCCAGACUGUAUUACCUCCAGAAUCUUCUCAGUUGUUGAAAUCAGAGCAGCGACCUUCGUCCUUGGCAGUUGGGCCUGUAGUAACAUCACUAGGAAACCAUCAGAUUCCAACACCAAAUAGUACAGGAAGUGGGCAGUCGGCACCCAGCAGCAGUUUAACCUCUCCAAGCCACGUCAAUCUGUCUCCAAAUACAGUUCCAGAUUUUUCUUACUCUAGCAGUGAAGAUGAGUUCUAUGAUGCUGAUGAAUUCUAUCAGAGCAGUUCUUCCCCAAAGCGAUGCAUUGACUCCUCAGGAUCUGCAGCAGUCCUGACUCGCAGCAGCACAGGAAGUAGUUUGAAACGCCCAGACACCACAGAAUCCCUGAAUUCUUCCAUGUCUAAUGGAACAAAUGAUGCUGAUCUCUUUGAUCCUCAUGAUGAUAGAGAUGAUGAUGGUGAAGGAGAGUCAGUGGAAGAACAUAAGAGUGUUAUUAUGCAUCUUUUAUCACAGGUUAGACUAGGAAUGGAUCUAACAAAGGUGGUUCUCCCAACUUUUAUUCUGGAAAGAAGAUCACUUUUGGAGAUGUAUGCUGACUUUUUUGCACAUCCGGACUUAUUUGUGAGUAUUAAUGACCAAAAGGAUCCAAAAGACCGAAUGGUUCAAGUGGUGAGAUGGUACCUCUCAGCUUUUCAUGCGGGAAGGAAAGGAUCUGUUGCUAAAAAGCCUUACAAUCCGAUUUUGGGCGAGAUCUUCCGGUGUCAUUGGAUAUUACCAAAUGCUGAAAAUGAAGAUAAUACGGAGCCUGUUUCAGAGGGACCAAUACCUUGGGUUACCAAAAACAGUGUAACAUUUGUAGCAGAGCAGGUCUCUCACCACCCUCCAAUUUCAGCAUUUUAUGCCGAGUGUUUUAGCAAGAGAAUACAAUUCAAUGCUCACAUCUGGACCAAGUCAAAAUUCUUGGGGAUGUCGAUUGGUGUUCAUAAUAUAGGGCAAGGUUGUGUGACAUGCCUAGAUUAUGAUGAGCACUAUAUUUUGACUUUCCCCAAUGGUUAUGGAAGAUCUAUUCUCACAGUGCCAUGGAUAGAACUGGGUGGAGAAUGCAGUAUUAGUUGCUCAAAAACAGGCUACAAUGCUAGCAUCAUCUUCCACACAAAACCUUUUUAUGGAGGAAAGAAGCAUAGAGUUACAGCUGAAAUUUUUUCUCCUAAUGACAAGAAAUCCUUCUGCUCAAUUGAAGGUGAAUGGAAUGGUGUCAUGUAUGCAAAAUAUGCAACAGGGGAGAGUGUAGUCUUUAUAGAUACCAAGAAAAUGCCUACAAUUAAGAAGAAGGUAAAGAAACUGGAAGACCAAGAGGAAUAUGAAUCCCGCUGCCUAUGGAAAGAUGUAACCUACAACUUAAAAAUCAGAGACAUUGAUGCAGCCACAGAUGCAAAGCACAGACUGGAAGAAAGACAAAGAGCUGAAGCUAGAGCCAGAAAGGAGAAAGAGACAUCGUGGGAAACAAGGUUAUUCCAUGAAGAUGGAGAAUGUUGGGUUUAUGACGAGCCACUAUUGAAACGACUUGCUGCCACUAAACAUUAAGUGGUUAUAAAAACUUAAAACAUUCAGGUCUUGGCUUAGUGAAUUUUACAACUACAUGAUAAAUUUAUGACUAUCAAGUACUUUAUUUUGGAGAUCCUGUCCCCUCCAGUUACAGUGGUUCCUAUCUCAGGGAUACUGGAUUUAAUAAUGCAGAUGAACAAUUAAAGCAGGAAAUGUCUUAACUGUUUGACAGUAGCUUUGGCCUUUACCAUUCAGAUAGUGUAUUCAGGCUUCAGAGACAUGAUGGCUGAGCCCUCACCCAUGCUUCAGAAGCAUCAAUGAAACCUGGGCCUAAGUUAUGGGAAGCAUACACUUGGUAUAACCACUGUAAAGGACAUAGUUGGUACCAGUUGCAUAAUAUUCUGGGGCUCUACAUAUAUAAAUAUAUAUAUAAAUGCAAGACUUCACUUAAUUAAAUCCAGUUAACAUUUUUGAUGUGUAAAUAUGAGGAUUCCUUUGAUUGGACAGUUUGUUAGAAAUCUACAUAAAUGUUAUUUACCACCUGUAUGAUAAAAAUCAAACCUUUUGGCAUUUGUGUCUCACCCCAAAACUUUUUUAUUUUAGAAAUUAAAAUGUAACCAUAGACUAAAACUGAAAUACUCAGUGCAUCUUAAAGCUUCAUAAAAUAGAUUUUUCAAACUUA